Molecule: messenger RNA, 1719 nt
Organism: Ascochyta rabiei
Lineage: Eukaryota; Fungi; Ascomycota; Dothideomycetes; Pleosporales; Didymellaceae
Exons: 2
Coding region: 1-1719 (572 amino acids)
Source: RefSeq, a predicted model, not a curated record
AUGGCCUGUCCAAAUGGUUCUGUGCCAUUGAUUCUACCUUGGACGAACAACUCAGUUGCCACAGCCGGCACAAUCUUAUCCAGGGGCAUCUCUUUCUCCGUUGGCACUCCUCCACAACCGUUCUCUCUGACGCCUUCGACACUUUCGAACAACAUAUUCUUGAACAGUGCAGCGGAAUGCGUAGCGGCUACAAACAGCAGCUGCUUCGGUCAGCUUGGUGGUAUAUAUGACAGUGCUACCUCGACGUCAUUCGCACAGGUUGAUUAUUCGAUUUGGGGAGGCAGUAGAGAUACUGUUGACCUAGCACUGGCGAGCUCAUACGUUUUUUUCGACGAUGCGAUGUCCUUUGGCCUGAAACCGACAACCAACAAGUUUUCACCCUUUCCGUUCUAUACCAAUGGCUCUACAGACACAAGCGCAGAUCUCUUCAUGGAGAACGAGCCGAACUCGAAAGCAACUCUGCCCUUAGGAAUGAACUCAACUUUCUUGAACUACCUCGUCGACUCCGCCCAAGCUUCUUCUAGGACGUAUGGACUCUGGGUUGGAUCCGAAUCCGAAGAAACACCACAAGAUGGCCUGCUCAUUAUAGGAGGUUACGACGAAAGCAGGCUCAAGAGCGCUGCAACUACCUUUCCUAUGUUCUCGGAUUGUCCAACAUGCGCCAUCCUCACAGCUAUAACGUACGAUGUUGGCGGUAAGAGUACCAGCCUUUUCUCGGAAACCACGGACACUCUCGUCGUACAUCUCGACCCUUUUUCCUCAGAUCUUAAACUCCCAGCACAGAUGCUACAAAAUUUGGCGAGCGCAGAAAAGACUGCCGUGUGGAACGAAACAUCACGUCGUUUCGAACUUCCCGCCGCGACGGCUCCCGUGGGUACCAUCACCAUUACCAUCUCUGAUACGGGUGUGCCACUCAAAGACGCAUCCAAACCUUCAGUUCCCACGUACAAAACAGUCAUUCCGGCAAGUGAGCUCUACAAUCGGCCACGGGCGUAUAAUGCUGCAGGUGUGCUAGAAGUGGAUAACGCUACUGUGUACAACAUGGCCGUGACAAAUCAAACAGGUCCAAUUAUGCUUGGAACCUUGGGUCUCCCUUUCUUCACUCAAAACUACCUUGUGGUCGACCCUGAUGCACAGAACUUCCAACUGGCGCCCGCAGUCGUCGCACCAGCCGACCCCAAGGGCGCGGACGCAAAGAUCAAGCAGGUGUGUCGUGUCUCGCCCAUCACAAAGCAGAAGUCCCAAGUUGCCCUCCUAGCCGGAGCGAUUGUCGGUUCCAUAGUUGGUACGCUCCUUCUCGUCGGCCUGGUCUUGUACAUCCUUAGGCGUAAACAGCAUGCCAAUCCACGGCGCUCCCGCGGCGAAAGCGAAGCAGCAAUCACGGCAUCGGCCAAUCCGCUCUCCGAACAUGUCCGCUCACGAAGUUCUUCGGCGAACAAAAGCCUAGAGUUGCCGCUUCAGGCUCCACAUCCUUCUGUCAUAGCGUUGCGCGAUAGCACUACAUUUCGCUCUGCUUUUCCUAACCGCGCAAUGAGUAAUCGAAGCGGGCGAAACGACAACCAUAAAGAAAAUCCACGAAGAGACCUGGUGCAUGACGUGUUUCAGAAGGUGGACGAGGAGAAUGAUGGGAGGUUAUUGAAUGAAAGACCAAUGGGACUAAGUGAGACCAUCCAUUCGAGCAAAACCUUACCUCGAAUAGCGGCAGAACACAAGGUCUAG